This is a messenger RNA of Trichoderma harzianum CBS 226.95, 1497 nucleotides long. RefSeq lists its product as hypothetical. The record is from RefSeq and is a predicted model, not a curated record. The transcript is spliced from 2 exons. The coding region runs from base 1 to 1497 and encodes 498 amino acids. NCBI's taxonomy places the organism in Eukaryota, Fungi, Ascomycota, Sordariomycetes, Hypocreales, Hypocreaceae.
AUGCCAAUCGGCAUCCAGCGUCUUAACGUGAAAACUUCACAGCCCAAUCCGCAUAUUGUCUUUAUUAAACCGUUAAAAGGACGGGAUGAGAAAAUCGCGCAGGACUUUUUGGAGAGGAUUGCAGCGCAAUGUCUUCCUGUGAUGCGCAAGCACCAUAUUCACGUCAUGUCGUUGGAGGAAUUUCCUCCUAAUCGGGAAUUCGUGGGCCGCAAUUUUAACGCUGGAGAGGUGAUACAGCUGGUUCUCAAAUCCCCCGGGAGCGGGCGGUGGCUCCCGUUCAAUUAUGUCCAGAUGGUCAUGAUGCAUGAGCUGGCUCACUGCGCGCAGAUGAACCAUUCCAGGGCGUUUUGGGCAGUGCGGAACCAGUAUGCCGCGCAGAUGCAGGAGCUAUGGGCAGAAGGAUACAAAGGCGAUGGCCUUUGGGGGAGAGGAACUACGCUGGGGACUGGAGAGUGGGAGAAGAACAGCGUUCUGGCGGAUGAAAUUCUUCCGGAACAUCUUUGCGGCGGGACAUAUCGAUCGCGGGGGAGGAAACGCAAGGCUAAACCUGUGUUGACGUAUGAAGAGAGAAAAGAGAAGAGGAUUCUCAAAAAGUUUGGCAAGAAUGGCGUUGCGCUUGGAGCAGAUGAGGAGGAAAAGGUGAAGCUCGAGAAGGGCAAGCGGGUGCUUGCGAAACCGAGGGUGGCGGGCAGUUUACGGGGCCGAGAACUCCGUGCAGCUGCGGCAUUGGCGAGGUUUGAGCAGAGCAAGGAAGAUACUAAGAAGGAAGAAGAGGAUGAGGAUACGAAGAAUUGGGAUGUUGAUGGUGAUUCAAGCGACUACGAAGAGGUGGGUGCGGAUACCAAAGCGGCUGUUGAUGUGGAUGGAUCGAGGAUGGUGGAUAGACAUGGCGGCGACAUGGUCAAGGUGUGCGAAGACGAAGAUGCGAAUGACGCCGAUGCGAGGAACGAACUCGAUCAAUUACACGGAUUGUUCGGCAGACGAAAGGUCAAACGGGAUCUAGAUGGCGAGACGUUAAACCUUCGUUCAUCUGAGAAGAGUCAACAACAACCAGAACAUGUGGUAAAACGGGAGAAAACGGGAUUGUCUAUCAAGCCGGAGGCUGUAGAUGAUGGUGACCUUUCAUCUAUACGACUAUCAUCGAUACCGCACGUCAAACCCAAAAACGACAGAUCUACCAAAUCAGGUCCGGGCAAAGAUUCACCUUCAACGGACAAAAGACAUCAACAAUCAACCUCUACUACUACGACGACGCCAACUUCCUCAAAAAUCCCUUCAAACAAAACUACAGCAGAAACAAGGUCAUCAUCGUUAAUCUGCUCAAUGUGCUCGUUUGAAAAUUCUCAAGCAGCAGUGACGUGCGCAAUAUGCGCAAACGUCCUCUACCCAUCUCUCACGCCGGGCUGGCGGUGCGAGAGCGCGGCGUGUACUGGCACAGCGUAUGUGAAUGCGCAAGACUGCGGAAUGUGUGGGUUGUGUGGACAGAGACGAAGUUGA